UGCGUUCGCAGCUUAGUUCACUUAUUUGAGCGAACAAAAUCAGCUGUUCUUCAGUCACAACAAGUUGCAUUUAGUAAGAACUAACAAUAUAAACAAUGGCUGGUUUGCAUCAGCUUACUGUGGAUGUGAGCUGUAUAAAAAAUGAGAAUAAGGAUCACGUUGAAGAGGAGGAGCAGUGUGACAGCCAGAAAAUGAAUGUUAUAAAAACAGAGCCUGCGGAGGAAACAACAACAGACAAACUGUGGACAGAAAUUGACAUUGGACCCAUAAAACUAGAGGAAAAUUUGUACAAUAUAGAAAAGGAAGUGGAAGUGGAGACUUUUGAUAAGGAGGUGCGCAGAGUGAAGCAAAAAAAGUGUGGCCAGGCUACAUCGGACAACUAUACCAGCAAAUGGGAGUUUUUCGAUGCGCUUAACUUUAUUCAAAAUGGCGACGGAAGUAAUUAUGAAAUUCAAAAAUUGAAAGUGCAUGCAAACUGCCUGAGGAGGCAUCUGAAAAGUCCGGUAAAUCUCAAAAUCGACGUGAAAUUGUGCGAAACUUUCAUCAACGCAUUUUGCAACUGGAUACGCAUCAAAGCCAGCCUUGGAGUUACCAAUCGAAAAGCAUUUCGAAUGCCCAGCACAUGAGGGAGCUGCGACAGCGUCUCAUGAACUUGGAGCAGUCAGCAGGCAACUCUUCUAGUGAUUCUAAUGAUUGUGGCACGCCAAGCAGUCAACUGAGACGUGAGCUUGAGCAGCGUCUCAUGGAUGUGGACUCAUUUCAUAGAGCUAAAAAGCUGAGUAAUCGUCAACGAGUUGCUGUCAAGCUACCUUCAGAAACAGAAGCUGCUCAGCGGAUGCGGAGGCUGCGACAACGUCGUCGGGAUCUUCAGUCUGCUCACAGUAAUUGUAAUAGUCCAACAACUCCCCUUGAAUUGAGUGCAAAUCGAAUGGAAGAGUUUCGACAGCGUCUCUUGAAGACAACAAUUGUUGCAGCCACGGCUAAAACACAAAAACAAUUACGAAACUUGACACACAAGAAAUCCAUUGGAGGUAAAAAACUUUCAAAGCCUGCCACGUGACAAGAUCAUUAAAAGCAGAUAUUUUAUAAUUUAUUCUUAAGCUUUUAUAGACAUUAUUUCCUUAAUUCAUUUAUAUCGAUUGUUAAGGUAAGAUGUCAUUUUUAAAUUAAUUUCUUUGUAUGUUACCUGAUUUAGACGUAUGGGUGUAUUUAUUUGAGAAAUGUGUGUAUUUUGUUUAACUCAAGUUUUAAUGAGGCUUGGUAUCAUAAAAAUAUAUCUAUCUACACAAAAUAUAUAUGUGAAGUGUUAUGUUACCAAAUAAUUACAUUUAUGUAUUUAAAAAAUGUAUGUGCCUAUAAAAAAAUGAGACUUUGGCAGUUAAUAAUCUCAGAUACUUUAAAAGCUUUGGAAUUUAAAUGUAAAUAUUAGAUUUAUAUUUAUCGUUAAAUUAUAAAAAAAAAGAACUAACUAAAAUAAGUAUCUAAUGAAGAAUUCUAGAUUUAAUAAAAUUUAAACACAAAAAUGCAAACAAAUUAUG
This is a messenger RNA of Drosophila sulfurigaster albostrigata, 1538 nucleotides long. RefSeq lists its product as uncharacterized. The record is from RefSeq and is a predicted model, not a curated record. Bases 96 to 626 code for a protein of 176 amino acids. NCBI's taxonomy places the organism in Eukaryota, Metazoa, Arthropoda, Insecta, Diptera, Drosophilidae. The transcript has 3 exons.